AAUAUUGUGUUGGGGUAGUGCUUCUUUGGUUUUAGGUAGUAGAGCACUGAGCACGAGACUUAAAAAAGCUACCAACAAAGAGGAGCAUUCAAGCCAUGGUCUUUGAUUUCAGAAGGAAAUGGAAAUUAUAAUUGCAAUUGCCUCAAAAAUUGGAGAGUCAUUGGUCGCACCAAUAGGAACAGAGUCUGCCUAUUUGAUUAAUUACCAUUCCAACCUAGAAAAUCUUAAGCGUGAGAUAAAAAAGCUCUGUGACAAGAAAAAUGGAGUGCAGGGAUGGGUAAAUGCUGCCAAAAGGAACGGUAAAUUUAUCCACCCUGAUAUUCAGAGUUGGCUAAAGAAUGUGGACGAAAUGAUCCAAAAAGUGUCGCAUUUUGAGGUUGAGAUUAACAGGAAAAGGCGAUGUAUGUAUCGAUGGAGCUUGAGUCGGAAAGCCUAUAAGAUUACACAACAUGUUCUCCAGCUCCAAAACGAAGGAACAUUUGAAAAUGUGGCCCAUGCUGCUCCUUCACGAGAGAUAUGGUCAACAUUCAAAGACGGAUUUAAACAUUUCAAGUCCAGAAUGGAAAACAUGAAUGAGGUGAUAGAGGGUUUGAAGAGGGAAUAAGUAAGAAUGAUCGGGAUUUGUGGAAUGGGGGGUGUGGGUAAAACCACACUGGCGAAAGAAAUCAUCAAAAGAUUAGCAGAACUGAACAUGUUUGAUAAAACUGUAAUGGCAACUGUGUCUCAAAGCCCAAGUAUUAAGACGAUCCAGUUGGACAUUGCAGCACAAAUAGAUUUGAAAUUUGAUAAGGAUUCUAAGUCCGGAAGAGCACUAAAGCUGCAUGACAGACUCAUGGAAAUAAGGAGGAUCCUGAUUGUGUUAGAUGAUGUAUGGACAGAGCUUAAUUUUGAGGCUAUAGGACUUCCUUAUGCACAUACUCAUAAAGGGUGCAAAAUUUUGUUGACAUCACGGAAUUUGGAAGUCUGCGAUGCGAUGGAAAGUCAACAAAUUAUUGCGGUCCCAACUUUAACAACAGAAGAAUCACGGGAGCUCUUUAGAGAAAUCGUAGGUGAAUCCUUCGAUGAUCCAGAUUUCCAUUCCAUUGCAGAAGAGGUCGUGAAUGAAUGUGGAGGUUUACCUAUUGCUAUUGUAACUGUUGGAAAAGCCCUAGAAAAGAAAAAGAAGCACGAAUGGGUUAAUGCCCUUAAUCAGCUGCGAAAGUCUAUCCCAAAGAACAUCCCUGGACUAGACGACAAAGUUUAUUCAAGCAUAAAAUGGAGUUAUGAUGGAUUGGAGAGUGAUGAAGCCAAGCCAUGUCUUUUACUUUGUUGUUUAUUUCCAGAAGAUUAUAACAUUCCAAUUGAGGAUUUGGUUCGAUAUGGGUGGGGUCGAGGAUAUUUUAGCAGCAGCGAUACUUUGGAAGAAGCAAGAAAUAAAGUGCAUUCUUUGGUUGACCAACUACAAAGAAGGUUUUUGUUACUAGAUGGUGGCAGGAGUGAGACAAUAAAAAUGCAUGACAUAGUUCGCGAUGUUGCCAUAUCAAUUGCUUCAAGAGAUCCACAUGGAUUUCUGAUAAGAAGUAAUGCUGAAAAUAAAGGGUGGCCAAAUUUAGCUACAUAUGACCAUUGCACUACAAUCUCACUUGUUGGUAAAUUGGAGAUUCCAGUUGGUUUGAAAUGCCCAAAACUUGAGUUUCUACAGACGAUGAAAGGACGUUUUUCAGAAGGUAGCAUGGACAUCAUUUGUGAUGCGAUGAAAGAACUGAAGGUUUUAGCUUUGGUGGAAAUGGAAGACCUAGGCUCAUCAAGAUCACUAGGAUUACUGAAGAACCUGCGGACCUUGUGCCUAGAUGGGUCUAAAUUUGAUGGCACGUCUGCUGAUGUUAUUGGGAGUUUGGAGAAUUUAGAAAUCCUCAGCUUUCGGGAUUGUGAUUCCAUGCGUGAGUUGCCGAGGGAAAUUGGACGACUUAAACAGUUGAGGUUGUUAGAUACGACAAACUGCGAGGAACUUGAGGUGAUUCCACAUGGUAUCUUCUCCAGCUUAUGUAGACUUGAAGAGUUGUAUAUGGUUAAUAGCUUUAACGAAUGGGAAAUUGGAAGAGGAAGAGAAGAAAAGGGGAUGGCAAGCAUUUCUGAGGUGAUGUCUCUGUCCGAUCAUUUGAAGGUUCUAGCCAUAGAGAUACCCAGUGUCAUCCACUUGUUGACAAAAGACAUAGUCUUGAAAAGCCCAACAAUAAGAUUCCUUAUACGCUGUGCAACAUGGGUAGGGCAUUUUUCGGAGAUGAGUACUUAUGCAUUCGAAAAUUGUUUGGAGAUUAGUGAAAGUGAUGCAAGGGAGUUGGAGGAGAGUCAAGCAGUCAGACUUUUGUUGAAAAAAUCUAAAAAAUUGUAUUUGUCGGAGGUUAAGAAUUUCUCUGUCCUCACUGAUUUAGACCAAGAAGGAUUUCAAGAUUUGAAAGAUUUGGAUCUUUGGUAUUGUCCACAUAUCGAGUAUCUUGCAAAUGGAACAAGUGGGUUUUUGACCAACCUAAGAUUCCUUAAAUUGGGAAGUUGUGGUGUCUUAAAAUAUGUAUUUUCACUAUCAGCAGCGAGAAACUUGGUACAACUCCAAGAAUUAAACAUUGAUGGAUGUGAUCAAAUGGAAGAAAUUGUAUCGAAGCAGGGGAGGGAACAUGAGGAGGAAGCCGAUAUGAUACCUUUCCAUAAAUUAACCAAUUUGACUCUCGAGGGUCUAGGGAGUUUGGUUGGUUUCUUCCAAGCCAAGAAGCUAUACUCCAACCAAGAGGAAACAACGGCAAGGGUUGAGCAUCAAUCUGCAGGCAUAUUUGAAAAAGCAAUAUUCCCAUCAACGUGCAUUUCAUGGUUUCCAAGUUUAGAAAAGGUGAGAUUGGGAUUUAUGGAGUUUGAAGGCGUGCUAUUUGAUCUUAAAAUCCAUGUUAUGGAUGGGCAGGCAGCUCCAACUUUUCCCCAGUUACGUGGGUUGGAGAUAAUUUUUUGUUCGUUUACACAUUUGUGGAAAAACAUUCGGUCUGGAUUUCAGGAUUUCCGAAAUUUGAGAUGUUUGGAUAUAAGAGAAUGUUGUGGGCUAAAAUAUGUGUUCUCGCAUUUAAUUGCCCGAGAACUUUUGAAUCUUGAAGAGGUAAAGAUAGCAAAAUGUCCGAACAUGGAAACUAUAGUCAGAAUCACAGAGCAAAAUGAAGAAGAGGCGACAAAAUACAUGAUUUUGUUUCCGAAACUGAACACAUUUGAACUAGAAGACCUGCCUCGUCUCACAAGUCUUUGUCCAGAGGGAUUUACAUUUCUAUGGUCAUCCACAAAAAAAAUGCACGUGAAAAGAUGUGAAAAUUUGAAGACAUUGGGUGCUGUAAUUCCACAAAGAAAGAAGUUGGAGAAUAACUUGAAGAAGGAUUCAACAAGUCAUGAUUUUAGCACUUCUCCAACACGUUCAUCAAAUUGGUGCCCUGCUGGAUGUGGAUGCGCACCGUAUUCAAGACCAAACGCCCACCGCCCCAUUGAAAUAUUGCCACGUCCAAUUAACCUGGAGGUUACACCAACUAAUCUUGAGGACUCAAAUGAUGAUGAUAAUCUCGAAAAUCUUACUGUAAGUGACUGUAAUUCGAUGGAAGUGAUUUUCCAACUCAAGGGACCGAAGCAUGAAGAAAGUAGUCACUCCAUUGAAGCAUUCAAUAAAUUGAGUUCCUUGCGGUUAGAUAGAUUGCCAGGUUUAACGCGUGUUUGGGAGACGGGUAGUUCACAACCGAUGUUGACAGGAAGCAGCUUCGGAAACUUGAAAUCGCUGGAGGUUGGUUUUUGCAACCAGUUGAAAUACUUGUUUUCAUCGUCCAUAGUCAAACUUCUCGUGAGUAUAGAGGACAUAGAAGUUCAUAACUGUGAGAAGAUGGAAGAAAUCGUUGCCGCAGAAGAAGAAACUGAUGAAACAAUUACAUUACCUAAAGUGAAGUCCAUCAAGCUUGAAAGUCUGCCAAAACUCAAGUAUUUUUGUGGUGAAGCUUAUACUUUGAAGUUGCCGUCUUUGGAGUUAUUGGAGUUUGAUGACGUGCAAAACUUAAGCCUAUUAGCUCCAAAGCUUAUUGCCACACAUCCCCGAUUGCAAGUACGCACCGCGUUGGGAGUGGCUGAAUGGAAGGGGGACCUCAAUGCCACUCUAAGGAAUAUUUACGUCACAAGGAAGGGUGAAGAUGAUGAAAUCGACAGGGAGGACGAACACAAUUAAUUGAUCAAGCACAAAGGACAACAAUUCAAAGAAGGUUGUGGCUUCAACAAUUCGUUUACCAUCUCAUAUGUACAAACCAAUAAAAUGUCAUUUGUUGCAUCAGACUUUCAU
Molecule: messenger RNA, 4324 nt
Organism: Malus domestica (apple)
Lineage: Eukaryota; Viridiplantae; Streptophyta; Magnoliopsida; Rosales; Rosaceae
Source: RefSeq, a predicted model, not a curated record